UGUGAUACGUCGCGAUUGGACGUCCAACGUUGUCAAUAUCGAUUUAGAGCGCCGUAGCCAGGAUUUUUCACUCCAGUUUCGUGCGACAUUACAGCGUUUUACACCGAGCUUUACCUUUCUGACACAAGACGUCUGUGAUUGGAUGAUCGACUGGUUUAAUGAGACAGAGUGACACGUGUUUGAUGGCCCAGAUAUGACUUAAGUCGAGUCACUGAGUCCAUAAACCUGUUGGAUUUACACUCAUUCACCUUCAAUACACCACUUGGGUAGGCACGGAGAACAUGGCGUCCGACAACCGCACACUGAGGACUUGCAACUCCACGGCGUCCAAUAAAAGCUCAAUGUUUUCCAUUGAGAAUAUACUCAACAUUCCAAAUGAAGAGCCACAGGAGGGCAGAAAAAUGGAUAUUCUUCCCGCCUCACACGGGUUAAACAGCACGUUUCCUCUUGUCGUUCCACCUCUACUACCUCAGCCRUUGAGGCCUCCAAUGUUGGAUUACAAUUUGAUGUUCCCGCAUUUACACGUCCAAAGCCCAACGUUUGAGGACAUUUUCAUUGCACACCCGUAUCCAACAUUGGCACUAAACAUGGGGUAUCCUCGGCAAGGGAUCCCUAUACCGGGUUUACAUCGUCGAAAGCGUUUUAUGAGAAAACCCAAACAGCGUCCUCUGUUCGCUCAUAGCCAAAUACAACGACUCGAGAAKGAGUUUGGCGAAGAGAAGUACUUGACGGAAGCCAAACGUGCAGAACUCUCAAAAGAGCUAGGAAUGACGGAAACCCAAGUUAAAACAUGGUACCAAAACCGAAGGACAAAAUGGCGAAAAGAGCUCAAAGAAGAAAUGAACUCCAAAGCGAAAACUGAGGAGAACGGUAAACAUUGGGAAGAACGGAGCGGCCAUGUCGGUGAACCUUCCAUGUUGACAGCGUUCGAAAGAGUACAACCACACUCAACAGCAUCUUUUCCUGCCAAGCUGCAAGACGCUCGAAUGUUUAUAGAUUUGGAGACCGUUAAACCGCGGUUUGUGUAUAGUUAAGUAAAUUAUGUACCAAGAAAGUGACUCAAAUGAUCUACUUCAUAAGGCUGAAGAAGCCAUGUUUGAACUCCAUUUGAGUUUCUCCUUGUAGAACAAAUUGUAUUCCAGUUUCAUAAACAUACAUAGACUUAUAUUAUAAACUAUAGAAAACAGUCUUUUAUUAAUAUCAAUUUCUUUUUUUCUUUAUCAAAAACAAACUGAUCAUGACUAAGAGUUAUUACUCAAUCAAAUUCCUUUACACAAUGAAAGGCUGUUCGGUGACUCACCAUCCCAUUUUGGGAUAGUAUUUUCUUAACCUGUUAACGAGCUUCAUAACGACGUUAGAUUUUUGUUUGAAAUUGAAAUCAUGUUUCGUCGACUCGACGUAUCAAUGCGGACUCCAGAGGUGAACCAACGUCUAUCACUAAAUGGAGGUCAUCAGGAAUUAAUUGUAAUGUUUCACACAUUAGGGCUGCCAUAUUUCUUUACGGUUUCACUUGUAACGGAAAAACCGACAUGUUUCGAACAAUUACAGGAUCGUGAAAUCUUCACCAACUAUUUUCCCAAUUUCUUAGUGGUUUUUGACUAAUUUGAAAGUCUUGUAAGUGCUUCCACGAGUUUCAAUUGGACACAUGUCUUGUCAAAUUAACAAGUAAAAUGCAUUUACAACCAUUUUGAAUUUGUCACAAUUUUUAUAUUACUAGGAAUGCUUCGUUACUACAGACUAUUUGAGUGAGUUUGAAGACCACACACAUGUUUCAUUGACCCUCAUUCCUUUCUGUAGAAUUUUUGUCAACAUUUGGAAAGUCUCUUUCAGAAUAGACAUCCCUGAUGAACAGUAUUUUGGUAGAUCAUUCAUGCACAUUUAGGUAAACUGAAUUUUUUUUUAAAUGUAACGACAAAAGGUCCAGAAACUUUUCGAAAACUUUGUACGUGACGAUUUUAUUGUACUUUUAACAAUAUACGAGCUGUUUGUAGCUCUCAUUUGAUAUAAAGUGUGUUUAUAUACUAAUUAGCCUUUUCUCCUGCAAUUUAUUUACACAAUUAACGUACAAAAAAAUCAAAAAUGAUGAUACUUAUGUAUCUUAAUGAAAGUUAUUGUUACAAAUUUGAAAAAAUUAUACAUAUAUAUAUAUAUUUUGUAUAUGAAUAUUCUCUUAUUGGUAUUUACUUUGUGUUUGUAUUGAAUAUAUUUAUCAGCCAUGCUUUUUAUAUUAUAACCAGUUA
Exaiptasia diaphana is the source of this 2240-nucleotide messenger RNA. RefSeq names its product brain-specific homeobox protein homolog. The transcript has 2 exons. Gene Ontology annotation, molecular function: DNA binding; DNA-binding transcription factor activity, RNA polymerase II-specific. The record is from RefSeq and is a predicted model, not a curated record. The coding region runs from base 282 to 1034 and encodes 250 amino acids. Gene Ontology annotation, biological process: regulation of DNA-templated transcription. Lineage: Eukaryota; Metazoa; Cnidaria; Anthozoa; Actiniaria; Aiptasiidae.